Messenger RNA from Torulaspora delbrueckii, 819 nucleotides. RefSeq names its product Utp30p (gene UTP30). Bases 1 to 819 code for a protein of 272 amino acids. NCBI's taxonomy places the organism in Eukaryota, Fungi, Ascomycota, Saccharomycetes, Saccharomycetales, Saccharomycetaceae. The record is from RefSeq and is a predicted model, not a curated record. The transcript has a single exon.
AUGGCUUCCUCAGUCAAAGUUGAUAGAGAUGGGUUGGCAACAAAAGCUUUGGAAUCAUUAUUGUCACAUUGCGAUACUGAUCCAAAAUUGAAGCAAGAUAAAAAUGUUCAUAUGAUUCUUUAUAUGGGUAAGAAGAUGGGUGCCAAAAAGGAUAAUGUUCCUCGCAUCAUCCCAUUGCAAUCCUGUAAGCUAGAUAAACCGAAAGAUUUACGUGUCCUGCUUAUUAGCAAGGAUCCCUCUACAAAUUACCGUCAAGCAUUGACAGACCAUGAGGCCACAUCUGACCUUUUCAAAGAGAUAAUAAGUGUGAAAAAUCUGAAACGUCGAUUUAGAGGAGCCAAGAUGAAUCAGUUGUAUAAGGAGUUUGAUUUAAUCGUGGCAGAUUUCCGUGUUCAUCAUUUAUUGCCUGAUGUUUUAGGUAGUAGAUUUUAUCAUGGGAACAAGAAGUUGCCUUUUGUCAUACGAAUGUCGAAGGCAUUGCCAAUGAAAGGCCAAAAGAUGGCCGAUGAAUGUGAUCCGCCUUACGUGAGAGCACAGCUGAGAAGCAUUUGCAAAAAUACAUCAUACGUUCCAAACAAUGAUAACUGUCUCAGCGUCAGGAUUGGUCAAGUGCAGAAAACAUCAGUAGGUGAAAUGGUCGAAAAUAUCCAGGAUGUAAUAAGCUUCUUAAGUGACAAGACCAAGAGACCCCAAGGUGGAGUAAUAAAAGGUGGCAUCGUGUCGAUCUUCGUUAAGACGAGUAACAGUCCAAGUUUACCAAUUUACGAGAAACCUCAAGAAGUUGCGGAGCAAAUCCAUGAAGAGACCUUGAGAUUGUAA